AUGAAUUUCGCUGAUGAUUUGAGACAAGAUGCACGCAUUCAACGACGAAGUAUUGGCCAAUUUUCUGGAAAUUUUGAUCGUCGUUCUUUCGAUGAAUUAGAUUUUCAAAAUUGCUUUCUCUCGCCAGUACAAUGCAUGUUACCGAGAAUGAAUCGCAGGCGAUGA
Molecule: messenger RNA, 165 nt
Organism: Dracunculus medinensis (Guinea worm)
Lineage: Eukaryota; Metazoa; Nematoda; Chromadorea; Rhabditida; Dracunculidae
Source: the annotation of a GenBank genome assembly